Molecule: messenger RNA, 741 nt
Organism: Schistocerca cancellata (South American locust)
Lineage: Eukaryota; Metazoa; Arthropoda; Insecta; Orthoptera; Acrididae
Exons: 2
Coding region: 1-741 (246 amino acids)
Source: RefSeq, a predicted model, not a curated record
AUGGGGCUGACAGUUGAUCAGUCAAAGGCCAAGUAUAUGUUAACAUCUGGGAAAAGGUAUAGUGAACGAGAAAGAAGCAUAACUUUGAAAGGGAAAGAAUAUGAAUGCUGUGAGAGCUUUAAAUACCUUGGGUCACUGGUAACUGAGAAUAAUGAUAUGAAAGAAGAAAUGCAUGAAAGGAUUACAGCUUGUAACAGGAACUACUUUUCACUGAUUAAAAUAUUUAAAGCAAGAAGCCUUAGGAGGAAUCUGAAACUGACAGCAUAUUGUACAGUAGUGAAACCUGUUGUGAUGUAUGGUUCAGAGAUGUGGACAAUGACACAAAAUGAUGAGGAGUUGUUGCAGAGAUGGGAAAGGAAGAUACUUAGGAAAAUCUUCAGGCCAGUAAAUGAUUGGGAAUUUUGGAGAAUCAUAAAUAAUAAGGUCAGAGGGCUAUACAACAAACCAGAUAUUGUGACAGAAAUAAAGAGUAACAGACUACGUUGGUUGGGACAUGUAGAUGGAAUGGUGGAGAGCAGCACAAUCAAGAAAGUUUUCAAAGAAAAACCGGGUGGACACCAUAUAAGGGGCAGACCAAAGACCAGAUGGCUAGACAACUUGGAUGAGGACUUGAGAAGAAUGAGAGAAGAUGAAGAGCCAAGGCAGCCAGCAGAGAAGAGAUCAUUAUACCAGCAGAAGUCAGUGAUAUUUGAUCCUGCUCUGGUCUGUGUGCUGGGGCCAGAGGGGCUUCAGAAUAAUUAA